CGGCGCCGCGUGGCAUGCUGGGAAUUGUAGUUCGGCGUAAGUUUAGGGUUUCGGGCGUGGAGGCUCCAAAAGCCAAGGUUUGACCUCAGCCUGCCCUUGCUAGUGCCCGGGCGAUUGGAGAGCCGUUAUUGACUGCCGUUAAGGACCGUUACCAUUUCCGACGUGCCACUGAAGAUCCUGGUGUCGCCAUGGGUCGCCGCCCUGCCCGGUGUUACCGGUAUUGUAAGAACAAGCCGUACCCAAAGUCUCGCUUCUGCCGAGGUGUCCCUGAUGCCAAGAUCCGCAUCUUUGACCUGGGGCGAAAGAAGGCGAAAGUGGAUGAGUUCCCACUCUGUGGCCACAUGGUGUCAGACGAAUACGAGCAGCUCUCCUCCGAAGCCCUGGAGGCCGCCCGCAUUUGUGCCAACAAGUACAUGGUGAAAAGUUGUGGCAAAGAUGGCUUUCACAUCCGAGUGCGGCUCCACCCCUUCCACGUCAUCCGCAUCAACAAGAUGCUGUCCUGUGCUGGGGCUGACAGGCUCCAGACAGGCAUGCGGGGUGCCUUUGGAAAGCCCCAAGGCACCGUGGCCAGAGUCCACAUUGGCCAAGUCAUCAUGUCCAUCCGCACCAAGCUGCAGAACAAGGAGCACGUGAUCGAGGCCCUACGCAGAGCCAAGUUCAAGUUCCCUGGCCGCCAGAAGAUCCACAUCUCCAAGAAGUGGGGCUUUACUAAGUUUAAUGCCGAUGAGUUCGAAGACCUGGUGGUCAAGAAGCGCCUCAUCCCUGAUGGCUGUGGGGUCAAGUACAUCCCUAAUCGUGGUCCCCUGGACAAGUGGCGAGCCCUGCACUCGUGAGAGUCUCGGUGCUGCCUCCACCUUACACCCACCACUAAGUCAACUUUCCAUCCAUGAAAAAAAAGACUCAGUGGUUGAACAUCAACCCUGGAAGGUCACAGGCUCCACUCCCUGUCAGGGCACAUGCCUGGGCUGUGGGCUCUAUCCCCAGUGGGGGACAAGCAGGAGGCAGCCGAUCUAUGAUGUUUCUCUCUCAUUGAUGUUUCUCUCUCUCCAUCUCUCUCCCUCUCGUUCUAAAAAAUCAAUAAAAACAUUUUUUUAAAAAGAAAGAAA
Molecule: messenger RNA, 1106 nt
Organism: Myotis daubentonii (Daubenton's bat)
Lineage: Eukaryota; Metazoa; Chordata; Mammalia; Chiroptera; Vespertilionidae
Product: large ribosomal subunit protein uL16-like
Biological process (GO): translation
Cellular component (GO): ribosome
Molecular function (GO): structural constituent of ribosome
Source: RefSeq, a predicted model, not a curated record